AUGUAUUUUUUAAUCAUUUUAAGUGCCUUAGUAGUGAUAAAUGCAACAGAAGAAGCGCGAGUUUACAAUGGCAAUGAUUUAGAUCCAACCGAACAAGGGUAUUUAGUACUUCUGCACAUUCUCACAGAAGCUAACGUCAGAAUAAAGUGCAGCGGCUGCAUCAUAGCCUCGAACUGGAUACUCACUACCGCGCACUGCUUGCCAACUCAGAAACGGGUUAAAAUUAUUUAUGUCCGACAGUACGUACACCAAGUCCUUAGGACAUUAGCGCAAGUAAAACCUAACAAUACUUUUCCACAUUCUAGCUAUGUGCAAGGUGAUUACACAAUUGCAAAUACCCAAUACGAUAUUGCUUUGUUGAAAACUUCGAAGAAAAUACCAUUCGAUGAAUACGCUAAGUCGAUCGAACUAGCAAGGGCUUCGCCCAGAAAUAAUCAAUCCGCAAUCAUAGCUGGAUAUGGAUUAAACGAUCUCGGCGAGUCCUUGGCACGACAAGGUGUGGUCAGAGUUACUAAAUGCCCUUUCACAUAUUCUGAGCGUCUGCUCUGCUCAAACAGCACGGUGAAGAGUGGACACGGGGACUCCGGAGGCGCGCUGGCUGCAAACGGAAAAUUAAUAGGAGUAGUAGCGGGAAGUUCAGUUCGUAACUGCGGUGAAACAGACCCAGAAACAUUGUGUACUACAGUUUAUGUAAAUGUCGCAUCUCAUUAUAAAUGGAUAGAUAAUGUUAAACGAACGCACGUGUAA
Messenger RNA from Leguminivora glycinivorella, 747 nucleotides. Its product is annotated as trypsin eta-like. The record is from RefSeq and is a predicted model, not a curated record. The transcript has a single exon. NCBI's taxonomy places the organism in Eukaryota, Metazoa, Arthropoda, Insecta, Lepidoptera, Tortricidae. Gene Ontology annotation, molecular function: serine-type endopeptidase activity. Bases 1 to 747 code for a protein of 248 amino acids. Gene Ontology annotation, biological process: proteolysis.